Molecule: messenger RNA, 4996 nt
Organism: Acyrthosiphon pisum (pea aphid)
Lineage: Eukaryota; Metazoa; Arthropoda; Insecta; Hemiptera; Aphididae
Gene: ATP7
Product: copper-transporting ATPase 1
Exons: 22
Coding region: 662-4510 (1282 amino acids)
Biological process (GO): copper ion homeostasis; monoatomic cation transport
Cellular component (GO): membrane
Molecular function (GO): ATP hydrolysis activity; P-type divalent copper transporter activity; ATP binding
Source: RefSeq, a predicted model, not a curated record
GUAGCCCCGUAAAUCAUAAUAUUAUUCAUCUAUUGAGGCACCGUACGUCGUGAGUCGAUGUGCAUUGUGUAAUAGACAAUAUCGAUAAUCGAUAACUCAUCGCUGAACGGAUGAAAUCGUCUAUUAUGCGUCUCUAAACGUAUGGCCAACGAUGGGCGAGCUUAAAUAGCCGAGUUUUGUCGAACUCGGCAAGUCGUCGUACCGCGGUCCCGUGUCUCUCCGUUAUCACUUUCGAGUGUCUGCGGUGUUCACGACAAUAAUAUUAUUGUGUUUGGCAUUUUACAAUUUCGCCUAAUAAUCAGUUUUUUUUUACCACACGACCUACCCGGUUCGGAUCGUUGACCCCCAGCUGCGGGUCUUGUGUUUUUCUUUAAUUCAUUUCAAUCUUGUAACACCUAAUUGGACGCGUGAAUUUCGACGGGUCGGUUUGGCCACCGGGUACCGAUAUUAUUAUUGGGUUUUUCGAUAACAUUUCAUGCAGCCUGCCAGGCCGGGCGAUGAUCGACUGUAGACGACGAUGCGAACAAUGGAUGAAUUAAUGGUCAACAGACAGAUUUAGCUUUCUGUUGAAUCAUCUGAUACACUGCUGCGACUGUACUUGGUCGUUCUUACUUCUCGCUUUGCAAAUUGUACUUUUAGGGUUGACACUCAAACCUUAACUAUGCCGUCCGAAGACAUUUUUGAACUCUACAGUCCUCUAAAGCAGACCGAUGAGAAAAAACCUUUACCGCCCAAUAACAUAUCAGACAAAUUAAUUGACUCGGAGACAGUUGAAAGACACAAAACUAUUAUAUUAACUGUUGUUUCACGAGCCGCUGAAGCAGCCAGUGUAAUACUUGACCAAACUGGUAUAAUCCAGGUUGUAACAAUUGGACCAAACUAUUUGCGUGUACUUUAUGACGUAAAUCAAACUAGUUUCUCAAUAUUUGUCGAAGUUUUAAAAAAAAUGGGCUAUCUAGUGUCAUUUGAGCCAGAAAAACAAACUGAGGUCACUAUACAAGUGGAAGGCAUGAAAUGUAAUUCAUGUGUAAAAAAAAUUGAAGGCUGUGUUCGAGAAAAAAAUGGCGUUUUUAGCAUUCAAGUGAAUCUUGAACAAAAAUGUGCUAAUGUUGUAUACGAUUCUAAUGCCAUAUCAGUUUUUGAACUCCAAUCAAUAAUUGCAGAAUUGGGUUUCACAGUACCAAUUCAUCAGACUACAACUGUGAUAAAAGUUGAUGGAAUGUCUUGCAAGAAUUGCGUGCGAAACAUAGAAAGUAAAAUUGGAGCGUUGAAUGGAGUUGUAUCAGUAUCUGUUAGUUUGGAACAAAAAGAAGCAACUAUUGUCCAUCGCCCCGGGGACAUAAAUGAUUCACAAUUAGCAUCAGCCAUAUCAAAUUUGUCUACAAAAUUUAAAGUUUCUUUGAAUAAUCAAAAAAUUGAAGCACCCAGUAAUGUGUUUAGUAUGUUUGUUCCUGAGGAUGAAUACAGUAAAACAUACCUGAACAUCAAAGGCAUGACAUGUGCAUCUUGUGUUAUUGCUAUUGAGAAACACUGUCUUAAAAUUAAAGGUGUUAAGAGUGUAUUAGUUGCACUAAUGGCCGCAAAAGCUGAAGUUCAAUAUGACCCUGCAUUAGUGCAACCAGAAGAUGUGGCUAAUUCAGUUACUGAUUUAGGCUUUCCUUGUAAUGUAUUGGCUGACACAAAUUCACGUAUUACUCAAACUGAAUUUAGAAUUGGAGGUAUGACGUGUUCAUCUUGUGUAAACAAAAUUGAAUCAAAUUUAAUAAAACUGAAAGGAGUACAAACAGCUAUAGUGGCACUCACAACUCAAAAAGGAGUAAUUACUUACGAUUGUGAUCUAAUUAGUCCACGAGAUAUUGCUGACCAUAUUGUUAGCCUAGGAUUUACUGCUGACCUGGUGAAUAAUAAAGAUAGAGGGGAUCGCAGUUAUUUGAAUCAUAGUGAAGAAAUAAAAAAAUGGCGUAAUUCAUUUUUUGUAUCAUUAUUGUUUGGUGGUCCAUGCAUGAUUGCUAUGACCUAUUUCAUGAUGGGUAUGACAUUCAACUUUAUUGAUCAUUCUUCUAUGUGCUGUGUGAUUCCUGGGCUUUCGCUUGAAAAUUUGAUUAUGUUUCUUUUAUCUACUCCAGUUCAGUUUAUUGGAGGUUGGCAUUUUCAUGUACAAGCUUGGAAAGCCAUACGCCAUUAUACCACCAAUAUGGAUGUCCUUGUAUCAGUAGCUACUACCAUUUCUUAUGUAUACUCAGUCAUUGUUGUACUCAUCGCAAUCACUGAAACGCCAGCUAAACAUACUAGUCCAAUGACUUUCUUUGAUACACCGCCUAUGUUAUUUGUGUUUAUAUCCCUUGGUCGAUGGAUGGAGCAUAUUGCUAAGGGGAAAACGUCUGAAGCCCUUUCCAAAUUGUUGUCCUUAAAAGCUACAGAUGCUCUGUUGGUGACCAUUACUGAUGACUUCCAAAUAUUAACUGAAAAAGAAAUUAAUGUUGACCUAGUUAAACGAGGAGAUAUUCUUAAGGUAUUACCUAGUACAAAAGUUCCGGUUGAUGGAAAAGUUAUUCAUGGGCGAUCAGCAUGUGAUGAAUCUUUGAUUACUGGAGAGUCUAUGCCAGUUAACAAAAAGCCAAGUAGCUUAAUAAUAGGAGGUUCAUUAAAUCAGACAGCUCCUCUACUGAUGGUCGCUACUUAUACAGGAGAAGCAACUAUGUUAGCUCAAAUUGUACGACUAGUUGAGCAAGCUCAAACAUCUAAAGCUCCAAUUCAACAAUUUGCUGAUCGUAUUGCUGGUUAUUUUGUUCCAGCCGUAGUAGCAAUAUCCACUAUCACACUUGUAUCGUGGCUUUUCAUUGGUCGCUAUUAUACUAAAUAUCUACCUAUUUCAGAUAAUGAAAAAUAUGGUCCAGACGGAUGGGAAAAUGCUAUUCAAUACUCAUUUAGAUGUGCAUUGAGUGUUCUGGCCAUUGCUUGUCCGUGUGCACUAGGUUUGGCCACUCCAACAGCUGUUAUGGUUGGGACUGGUAUUGGUGCUCUUAAUGGUAUACUGAUAAAAGGUGCCGACGCUUUAGAAAAUGCUCAUAAAGUCAAAUAUGUUGUGUUUGAUAAAACUGGUACUAUAACAUAUGGAAAGCCCACUGUAUCAAGGAUUUGUCUAUUUGUAGACGACAUGAUCUGUUCGCUCAGUCUAUUAUUGUCCAUAGUUGCUAACGCUGAAGUUAGUAGUGAACAUCCUUUAGCUUCCGCGUUGGUGAAAUUUAUAAAAGAAAUGUUUAAAUGUGAGAUAUCUGGAAAAUGUGAACGUUUUCAAUCUGUUGCUGGAUGCGGUAUUAAAUGUGUGGUGUCUCAUAUUGAUGACUUAUUCAAAAAUGGAACUAAAUCAGAUUUCAUUAUGAACUACCAAAACCAUAUAAGAAGUGGAACGAAAGAAUCAUCAUUUGAAUUUAACAACAUAAUUGUUGAACUGGUUUUAGGAAAACCACCUACUCAAGUUCAAUCAAUACAAUUACAUAAAUUAUUAGAUAUUAAUGAAGAGAAAAAACCAAAUGAAACAAAAUAUGAAGUAUUAAUUGGAAAUCGUGAAUGGAUGUUUAGAAAUGGUGUUAAUUUAUCAAAAGAAGUUAAUUUUAAAAUGAUCAGUGAAGAAACCCUAGGCCAUACAGCAAUCAUGUGUGCCAUUAAUGGUUUGUUGGUAGCAACAAUCAGCGUAUCAGAUAUGGUUAAACCUGAAGCUCAUCUAGCUGUUUAUACGUUGAUGAAGCGUGGCUAUCAAGUGAUGUUAUUGACAGGAGACAAUAGAAAAACAGCCAGCGCAGUAGCAAAACAAGUAGGAAUACAAAGGGUGUUUGCUGAAGUAUUGCCGUCACAUAAAGUAGCCAAGAUCAGAGCUCUACAGGAGAAAGGUAUAAGAGUAGCAAUGGUUGGUGAUGGAGUUAAUGACUCUCCGGCUCUAGCACAAGCAAAUGUUGGUAUUGCUAUUUCUUCAGGCACAGAUGUGGCUGUUGAAGCUGCAGAUGUAGUCCUAAUGAGAAAUGAUCUUCUAGAUGUUGUCAGUUGUUUUGACUUGUCCAAUAAAACCGUCCGACGAAUUCGACUUAACUUUUUAUUUGCUAGUAUGUAUAAUUUAAUUGGUAUACCAAUUGCUGCGGGCGUGUUUAGUCCUUUAGGCAUCACAUUACAACCAUGGAUGGCAGCAGCUGCAAUGGCAUUAAGUUCGGUGUCUGUUGUUGGAUCUUCACUUUUACUUAAGAUCUAUAAAAAACCAACUUCAGCCACUUUAACUACCCCAGAAUAUUUGUCAAGAUCUCAAACUGAACUUGAUACAAUUUCCUUGCAUAGAGGAUUAGACGAUAUCGAACCAUCAAUUAUGAUAAGAGCGUCGACUUCUUCUACAAUAUCUAAGUUAUUGAUGGGAAAAACAACUGUUUCUGAAGCUGAAAAUCAAUUGUUAAACUCCUACGAAGACACGGAAGACCACGAUAUAGGAAAUUAUGUUGAAAGAACGAAGAGCAUAAAUGCUUGAGACUAUAACCAAUUGUAUUUGAUACAUGUAUUGUGUUAAAUGCAUUUAAACAUGACCAAUAGCAUUUUGUGAAUAAGUUAAGUCUUCCUUUUUUUUACAUAAUUAUACAAUUUUAAAUUUAUUUUUAUUAAAUUUUUUUAAUAAUCUUGUUUUUGUAUGCAUUUUUUAAAAAAAUAAUCAAUAAGUUCUAUACAAUAGAAUUCUAUUAUAUAUAUUUUUGUUAAAUUUUUUUUUUUUUCAUAAUUAUAUAAUUAUAAUAUUUAUGUUGUAACACUUUACUUAUACUCCUACCAUAUACCAUGUUAUACGAUUUUUUUUUAUGCUUACAAGACUUAAAUAGAUAUUGUUAUAUUUAUUCUUAAUAUGUUAUUUAUUAUUCAAAUUAAUGGUUACCAUUGUUUUGUAUAACAGUAUUUCUAUGUUGAAAUGUGUAAAUCUAUCUUUAAAAUAAUAUACAUAAGAAAUAUAAACUCAUUUUGAAUAUUA